Messenger RNA from Penicillium angulare, 1215 nucleotides. Its product is annotated as SDR family oxidoreductase. NCBI's taxonomy places the organism in Eukaryota, Fungi, Ascomycota, Eurotiomycetes, Eurotiales, Aspergillaceae. Bases 1 to 1215 code for a protein of 404 amino acids. The record is from RefSeq and is a predicted model, not a curated record. The transcript has 3 exons.
AUGACAACGUCUCAAGUAGUAGAAAGUCGAGGUUCUCUCCUUGGACUACCUACCUACCCUGAUGAUCCGGAGUUUACAGGACUAACGGCAUUGGUGACGGGCGCAAAUGGGAUUUCCGGAUACCACAUGGUUCGAAUUCUCGCCGCAUCACCCGACCGCUGGAGUCGCAUCUACUGUUUGUCAAGACGACCACCCCCUCCAAACUUCUUCGAGGACUUGGGCGAUGGAGCAUCACGUGUCAAACACAUCUCAGUAGACUUCCUCUCAAGUCCUGUGGAGAUUGCAGAACGCUUGAAAGCUGAGAUUGACAAAAUGAACUUUUUACAUGGCCUAAAAGAGGCAGCUCUCCAGCCAAAGCGUUUUCUACUGCAAACCGGCGCUAAGCACUAUGGAUUCCAUAUGGGACCGGCGACCAACCCCUCAUUUGAAUCUGAUCCUCGCAUAACCUUGGAAGAUAACUUCUAUUAUCCCCAAGAGGACGCAUUGGAGCGCUACUGUAACGAUACUGGCGCGGCGUGGAAUGUCGUUCGUCCAUCCUAUAUCAUUGGUGCCGUCCGUGACAGCGCUUUGAAUUUCAUGAUUGGCCUCGCUAUAUUUGGAGCAGUCGAAAGUCAUCUUGGAAGACCUUUGAACUUCCCCGGUGAUUAUGCGGCUUGGGAUCGCGAGUACUGUCAGAGUACCGCAUUGCUCAAUGCCCACUUUCAGGAAUGGGUCGUACUGACUGACACCGCUGCCAAUCAGGCAUUCAACAUCCAAGAUGGACAGAAUUUUACCUGGGGACGCUUCUGGGCGUAUUUGGCCACCUGGUAUGGUACCACUUGGCAACCACCCGCUGAUGACGAGAGCAAGUAUAAACAGGUCCGAUGCCGACACAAGAACACACCGAGAGGAUAUGGUCCUACCGGCACAACCCGGUCCACUUUCAGCUUCUUGGAGUGGUCUGGGCGCUUGGAGGUUCAGAAGGUGUUUGGAGAGCUCGCCGAAAAGCAUGGGCUUGUGCUAGAGCCUUUUACCGAGAAAAACAGAGCUCAGAUUUUCGGAAUGGUGGACUCUGCAGUAUUGGGUGACUGGCCCCUUUCUCUGAGCAUGCGCAAGGCACGUAAAUUGGGAUUUUUUGGCACUGCGGAUUCUUAUAGGUCUUGCUUUCAGGCGAUGCAUAAUCUUGCCCGACUCAAGUUAGUUGUUCCGCCAAUGGUCAAGGAAUACGUCGAAUGA